AUGACGAAGCGGCUGAGGAUCCCAUUCACGGCACCGUUCUCACCGCCAAUUAUAUUCCCUUCAUCCGCAAAUACACUAACAGGUGCGAUUGAGGCCAUAACGACUUUUCUCUCCGCCCCUCCAUCCCCUUUCCUCAGAGGCAUCGACGUCGGCUCGAACGCGCAGACGGUGCUGCUCACUGGCGCGGGCAUAUCGGUCGCGUCUGGAUUAUCCGAUUACCGUGGUGAAAGAGGAACCUACAGGCGAAACGCAUCCUACCGUCCGAUCUACUUCCAUGAAUUCGUGGCCAUACAUGAAGCGAGAAAACGGUACUGGGCUCGCAGCUUUGUUGGCUAUCCCACGUUGCGCGAUGCCGGCCCGAAUUCCACCCAUUCCUGUAUCGCCGCGCUCGGAAGAAAAGGAUACAUUAGCUCCGUUAUUACGCAAAAUGUGGAUUCCUUCCACAAUAUUGCCCACCCAGAUAUCCCAGUAGUGGAAUUGCAUGGAUAUUUGCGCUCCGUUAUCUGUGUCAACUGUCGCCAUACGAUGCCGAGGGACGAGUUCCAGCAAUCACUCCUUACCCUUAACCCUUCAUGGGCCGAGUUUCUAUGGCGCAUGAUCGAAGUCGGAGCUUUGAAGACCGAUGCCCCUGAUGAUCGACGGGAAAAAGGCUUGCGGGUGAACCCAGACGGUGAUGUAGAUAUUCCCAACGCUCAUUACUCGAAUUUCCGUUACCCACCUUGCCCUCGAUGUUUGAUAACGCCCCCCAUUCGGCCAGACGGUACCAAAUUGAUCGUUGAAGCCGAACCCGAUGGAGCGUGGUCACCAAGGUCAAACGCAGGGAUCCUGAAGCCUGCUGUUGUCAUGUUUGGGGAAUCAGUGGAUGAGACAACUAAGCUAGCCGCUGAAGAGGCGAUCGAUGAGGCAGGCAAACUCCUUGUUAUGGGAACCAGUUUGGCAACGUUUUCUGCAUGGCGCCUGGUCGAAAGGGCGCAACGUCGAGGAAUGGCGAUUGGCAUUCUGAACAUGGGAGGUGUCCGCAACGAAGCCGCCUUGUUUGAGGGAGCGAAUGAGCAUAGCUCGCCGGUAACACGAGUGCGAUGCAGUGAGAAGACCGAACUAGUCCUGCCUGAAGUGGUCUCAAGGCUUGAGCAGCUUGGACUGCAUUAA
This is a messenger RNA of Uncinocarpus reesii 1704, 1149 nucleotides long. RefSeq lists its product as uncharacterized. NCBI's taxonomy places the organism in Eukaryota, Fungi, Ascomycota, Eurotiomycetes, Onygenales, Onygenaceae. The record is from RefSeq and is a predicted model, not a curated record. Gene Ontology annotation, molecular function: NAD+ binding. The transcript has a single exon. Bases 1 to 1149 code for a protein of 382 amino acids.